AUGGAUAUCAACAUGGAAGUUUUGCUAUCAAAACUUGACGAAAAACUAAAUAAACAAACACUAGCUAUCACUACAGCGUUAACAGCAAACGUAAUGGAGGUCCUAGAAAAUAGGCUAGCACCAAUCAUAGAAGAAAAUAAUAACCUAAAACAAAAAGUUGCAAACUUAGAAGUGAAACUCAAUUCGAUCGAAAAAGAGAAACGCAAAAACAACAUUAUCUUUUUUGGCUCCAACGAAAAAGACAAGAACGAGACUGAACUGAUAGACUACAUUAAAGAAACCAUUCAGGAUUCAGGAACCCAUUUGGACAGUCAAGAGAUAAGCAAUAUCUAUCGAAUUGGUAAACCAUCAUCCAAAUGUCGCCCCGUCGUCGUUACACUCACUACAACAUGGAAGAAACACCUGAUCUUGAAGAACAAAGCUAACCUUCCUUCAGGGAUAUAUGUCAAAGAAGAUUACCCGAAAGACGUUCUAAUAACACGCAAAGAAUUACAGUCAAAAGUAGAUGAAGAAAAGAAAAAAGGAAACGUAGCAUACAUCAAAUACGACAAAUUAGUAGUAAAGCAUCCAUACAACUCAAGUAAAGAAAAAAGGAAAAGAGAUAGCAAGUCACCAAAAUUAGCACCACAAAAGAAGCAAAAUACUAGGAACACAGAAGAUUCUGCAAAUACAGCAACAACAGCCCCAUCAAAACAACUUAUAGCCUUACAUAUCGACAAUUUGCAAAUGUACUAUGACAUAUUGGAAAACAUUAUCAUAACUAGUCUGCAAACAAUAGAAAUAAACAAGAAAACUAAGAAAAAGCCAACAAUCCUAAGAGAUACUACAGUGAACUUGAUAAAGAGACGUUCAGAAUUAAUAUCAACCAAAAAUAAAGACAGAAGUACAAAAACAGAACUAAAAAACAUAUUCAAGGUAACAAACAAAGCUAUUAAAGAAGAUUACAAUAACCACAGACAAAGAACCAUAGAGAAAAACCUGAACAUGUACAGAAGUUCCAAACGGGCAUUCAAAGAAUUAAACACUCAAAAAGUUUGGAUACAAAAACUUAAAAACGAACAUGGAGAAACAACGUCUAGAAGCGAUAUCAUAGAACAUGCAACUGCUUUUUACAGAGAGCUAUACAAGAAACCAUUAGAAGACGCUCCUGAGGAAAACCCAGCAAUUUUUGAGGAUACAGAGGAACCUGUAGAAGUGGAACCAAUAAGCACUACUGAUGUAUUUCAUCAUAUAAAAAAACUAAAGACCGACAAAAGUCCUGGACCAGAUAACAUAAGUAAUGAAGCUAUAAAGAUUGGAGCACCCAUUCUGAUUCCAUAUUUUGCCGAACUGUUUAAUAUGGUGCUGGAAAAUGGAAAAGCUCCCAAACAAUGGUGCUGCUCAAACAUAGUACUCCUAUACAAAAAAGGUAACCCAGCAGACAUUGGAAACUACAGGCCAAUAAGCUUAUUGUCCAGCAUUUAUAAACUUUUCACUUCUAUUGUAUUAAGCCGAAUAUCAGCAAAGAUAGAUAACAACCAACCAAUCGAACAAGCAGGCUUCCGUUCUGGUUUCUCCACUAUAGACCACAUACAUACAUUGGACCAGAUACUCGAAAAGUAUAAAGAAUACAACCGACCACUCUAUAUCGCGUUCAUCGACUAUGCAAAGGCAUUUGACAGCAUAUCACACAACUCGAUAUGGAAAGCGCUCGCCAUGUGUGGAAUAAGUAGGAAAUAUAUAGAAGUCAUAAAGUACAUCUACACGCAAAGUACCAGUAUCAUAAGUCUGGAAAAUAAAGGGGAAGAAAUAACAAUAGAGAGAGGCGUCAGACAAGGCGACCCAUUGUCUCCCAAGCUAUUCAUAGCAGUACUGGAAGGCAUAUUUAAAGAAAUAGAUUGGAAAGAAAAAGGACUGAAGAUACAGGGACAUUACUUAAACCAUCUCAGAUUUGCUGACGACAUUGUCCUUUUUGCAGAAACAGCAAACGAGCUAGAGCAAAUGAUACAAAUUCUGGACAGCAAAAGUAAAAAAGUGGGAUUACACAUGAACAUAAACAAAACCAAAAUAAUGACAAACCAUCUAAGACAACAGAUAAACGUGUCGGGUCUCUGUAUUGAGUAUGUGAAUGAAUAUAUCUACCUUGGGAAACAACUAUCUUUCGGUACGAAGAACAAUGAAGACGAAGUAGACCGGAGGAUCAACUGUACCUGGAAGAAAUUCUGGGCGCUUAAAGAAAUCCUUAAAGGAGACUAUAGCAUAAAACUAAAACAAAUAAUGCCCUUCAACAUGCCCUACGUCUCAAAUGGAAGUGGGCUGGACAUAUUUCCAGAUACAGUGAAAGAAGGUGGACACAAGAAACAACAAAAUGGCUGGGACCAGCUGGUAAAAGAAAAUCAGAAUGGAUGCAGUGCGCUGCAGCGCGCGGCGGCGGACGGGCACGUGGACGCGGUGCAGCUGCUGCUGCGGCGCGGCGCCGACCCCAACAAGCAGGACCACGUGCACGGCAACACAGCCGCGCACGAGGCAGCAUGGAAGGGCUACAGCCGCUGCGUGGCGCUGCUGGCGGCGGCCGGCGCGGACCUGCGCGCGCGCAACGCGGGCGGCUUUGCGCCGCUGCACCUCGCCUGCCAGAACGGACACAACCAGUCCUGCCGCGAGGUCCUACUGGCGGGCGCGCCGCCGGACAUACAGAACAACUACGGCGACACUUCACUGCACACAGCUGCUCGAUACGGCCACGCAGGCGUCACUAGAAUCCUCAUCUCAGCCCAAUGCAAGGUCUCCGAACAGAACAAGAACGGAGACACGGCUCUCCACAUCGCCGCAGCCAUGGGCCGGCGGAAACUGACCAGGAUACUCCUAGAAGCUGGCUGCGACAAGUCGCUCAAGAACCAGCAAGGCGAAACCGCCCGGGACAUCGCCACGAGAAAGGGCCUAGAAGAAAUCAUCAGCAUUCUCAAUACACCCGUAGCGAAACAACCCAAGAAGAAAGAAAAACACAGAGACAAAAGCAAAGAAAGGGGAGUGGACGAGCCCGAUGAAGCAAAGAAGAAAAACAAAGACAAAAAAAAGAAGAACGUCCAUUUUGAACAAGAGCCCCCGACUGUCCAGUGGUCCCCUUACGGUUGCCACUACUACCCCGAUCCUAAAUACUUCCCCAAGCCAAGACUCAGCUCGUUACCCACCGAACCCCUCAAAAAAGGCGAGCAGUACUACUUGGAUCUGGCCGGAAACAUCAAAAAGGGUCCAAUAGGCGCUGGCUACACGUGCUACUGCGCGCCAUUCUUCAAACACAUGGAGGAUAAAUUGAAUGACGAUAAGAAAGACCUGAAGAGACACAUAGACAGAGCUCAUGAAAGAUUAGACCAGAAAGUCACUGAUUUAGAAAUGAAGACACAAGGACAGAUUUCCGAGUUGACGAGAUUCGUAGCUGCGGAACGAGCGAUGUGCAAAGAGAGACACAAACAUUUGGAACAAUGGCUGACGCGGGGCAUGAUGUUCAGAGCAUCGGAGAGAGUCAGGAAACUAGAUUUCAGUCCUAAAGGCUCUUUGGAUAUUCCUCCAUUGAAGAGGACAAGAAGUUUGGAACUUCUGGAUGCGCACGCUGAAGAGUGGAAUAGAGUAAACAGGCUGAUCAGAAGCUUCAACAAAAACGCAGAACACUACGAGAGCAAUGCCAAAGAUCUAAAUGAAACUAAACCGACGUCUAAAAGUACUGAGGUUUUAGACACGAGAAGAUCCCCGCCGACUCCAAGAAGAAAAUUCUUACUUAAAAACUCGAGAAGUAGCGAUCAGCUUGAAGCAGGCCCAAGCACAAGUUCUAGACCUUCUAGAUCACCUCACACAUCGCAUGCAAGUCCGGCUCGUGAAAGUCAUUCACAAAAUGUCACAGCAGAAAUUCAUGUAAAAGCGAAUAAGAUUUCUGUCUCACAAUCCCCUGUGUCAGAGGUUCCAGAUUACAAUGAUCGCUACGCGUCACCUAGUCGGCAAUCAAACGCCAAGUCAGCGAGCAGUAGCAACAGACAGUCGGAUUACAAAGCGAGCGAUUCAGAUGGAGACAACCUCCACAGAGUUCAGAAAGAUAACCCACAGAGCGUUCCAGUUUGGAAAAGCCAGGUUCUUCAAAGAACAGCUGAUGACAUUCGGAAAAGAGUUAUGCUUGAGAAGGAAAUGUCUGACGUAUUGUCGAGGAGUAACCCGAAGUCCCUCGACAUAGCUCAAGACGGCUACGUGAAGCUGCGUAAACAGGGCAACUACCCGAUAGAAGAUAACAACAUCGUUCGAGAACCGAGAAAGUCGGUGCAAGAGUUAGUCGCUCAAGUGGAAUGCCAGCAGAUAUGUCAAUCACCUGAACUUAUUCCUUUGCCGAGGAAGAUGCCUCCCACCGAACUUCAAGACGAACAGAUCGCCCCAGUCAACGUUCAGCCGAGUCCAGGAAUAUUAAAGAUGCCGCAACAACCUCAACGACCUGCACCCGUGCUGAAAGAGAAGCCACCGAAGAGUAAACGAUUCAGUUUGCACAACCUCAUACCCUUCCCAACGAGGAAAACUUUCCAAACCCCACCUAAAGACAACGGGAACAAUUCCGAGAGCAGCGACGAGGAAGACAAUCCCAUCAGAACCACGCACCAGCCCGGACCCAUGCGGAAUGCUAACCUGCUACAGACAUUACCAUUACCCAACUACGAAACCAUGUCAAACAAGUCGCAAUCCCCAGCACCACAGGUCGCGGGGAAUCACAAUAACAUGUACAACCACGACUUACGGGCGAUGAUACCUAAGGACGCCUACUUCCAUGACAUACCGAACAGGCAGAUACAUCAUCAGAUGCCUUACAGGGACAUGAUCGACAACGGUCUCCCCGUGCCUCAGUACAACCCUUGUCAGCCGCAGUACGAUUACAAUGAAACCGGCCUCCCUCACACGCAGGUCCCUGCUCGAAGUAGGAACCCCCUGUACCACCACCAGACCGGGGUCUUCGAUGCGAUGAUGCAAGACCACAUGAUGCGGGAAAUGGAGCGGAUACCGCAAUGCUACAGCGACCAUUUGGACCAGAACACGGAGAUAGAAAUCGCGAACCAGAACGACCACUUUCGCGGCGGUUACUACGAUAACCAUUCGCCAGUGUACCCGAACUUUAGAGGGAAUGCACAUGGCAUGACCAGGAAACCUGUGGCCGACCACAAUUUGCUGCACAGUCGCCUUCAGUCUUUAGCCAUCAACACGCAUUUGACUGAAACGCAGAGUCAAACAGAUAGGGAGUCUCACAACGACUCUGGCUACAGUACUAAAGUAUAUGGAAGUUCCCAAGGACCCUCUCCAAGUCUUUCAGGGCACGUGGAGUGUUCAGAUAACCUUUCAGGGCAGCGAGUCAAUGUGGGUCCUGGGAAAGUUGGUGCACAACUAGGUGCUUCUAGUUUGGUGUAAAACACAUGAAUUUCUGUGCCUUCCAGUGCCUUUUUCUAUUUUAAAUAAGGAUUGAUACUCAAGCUUAGAAGCAAAUAUAACUACUUAUAGUUAUCUGAGUAUCUAGCCUUGAUUCAACAAAAAUAAAUACUAAACUACAUCUGGCUUUAAAAUAUCAAAAUUAUAUUAUAUGAGAAAACUAUUGAUUUAAUUAGUAUCGUAAGAGAUCAAAAAUACAUAACUCUCACUUUGUCACAUGAGCAAACUCACUGAUAAAAAUUAAUAAGUACAAAAUACUCACUUUUAUACUCAUAAACACAUGAUCACGUGUAGUUUAGGGUCAAAAACAUAACAAAUAAAGUACAAAUUUAUUUUUUAAUAUUGAUGCCAUGUAUCACAAUUAAUUUAAGUUAUUUUAACUGUCACAUUUAAAUAGUACUUUUUAUAUUGCAAACUACUGUUUACUUUGUGUAAAAAUGUGUAAAAAAAAACUUACCACCUUCCAUGUGGCUAUUAUAUUUUUGUAAGAAAUAAAAAGUAUACUCGUGUAAAACUGUAAACACAAGCGAAACAGUUUUGUGUCCUUUUGAUGAAUUACUCAACAAUAAGUUU
Ostrinia furnacalis (Asian corn borer) is the source of this 6000-nucleotide messenger RNA. RefSeq names its product ankyrin repeat domain containing protein 6 diego (gene dgo). Gene Ontology annotation, molecular function: protein binding. The record is from RefSeq and is a predicted model, not a curated record. Bases 1 to 5409 code for a protein of 1802 amino acids. The transcript is spliced from 6 exons. Lineage: Eukaryota; Metazoa; Arthropoda; Insecta; Lepidoptera; Crambidae.